AUCCAUUCGAGAAAAAAUACGCGAUGAAAUUUACCAAUUGAAACAGAAAUAUCUUAAUUUUAAGCCUCGACUUGCGAUUGUUCAGGUUGGAAAUAGGGAAGAUUCUGUAGCGUAUGUGAAACAGAAAGAGCAAGCUGCCAAAGAGGCUGGAAUUAAUUUUAUUUUACAAAAGAAAGACGAAUCAAUUACCGCGGAUGAGCUUUUGAGAUUGGUCCGAGAAUUAAAUCAUGAUCCAUCGGUUCAUGGCGUGUUAGUUCAACUUCCUUUACCAGAACAUAUCAAUGAAAGAUAUGUUCUUGAAGCUAUUGAUCCAAAAAAAGAUGUAGACGGAUUUCAUGCAUAUAAUAUCGGAAGGUUAGCAAAAAGAAAUUGCGAUCCUCUAUUUUUACCAUGUACUCCCAAAGGAAUUAUCGAAUUAUUGGACCAGACCGAAAUUAAUAUUUCGAGUAAGCAUGCCGUUGUGGUCGGCCGCAGUGAUAUUGUGGGAUUUCCCGUAUUUACUCUCUUAACCAAAAGAAAUUCUACGGUUACAUUGUGCCAUUCUAAGACAGCUAACCUUCCUGAGAUUGUCAAAACUGCUGAAAUUCUAGUGGUAGCCAUUGGAAAAGCUGAAUUCAUAAAGGGCGAUUGGAUAAGACCUGGUGCAGUAGUUAUCGAUGUUGGAACUAAUGCGAUUAAAGAUUCCACUAAAAAAACUGGCAUUCGGUGGGUGGGUGAUGUGGAAUUUUCAUCAGCCUCCACAGUAGCAUCACAUAUAACACCAGUUCCUGGUGGUGUAGGUCCUAUGACUGUUGCAAUGUUACUGCAAAACACAGUGGAAAGCGCAAAAAGGUUUCUGAAAGAAAGUAAUGAACGUAAGAUAUCCACAUUAGCCUUAGAACGACAUGUACCUGUUCCAAGCGAUAUCGAUAUUGCAACUUCCCAAACACCUAAACUUAUUAAAGUGUUGGCUGAAGAAUUAGGACUUACUCACAAUGAGUUUGAAUUAUAUGGAAAGUACAAAGCUAAAAUAAAUCUUUCAGUUAUUGAAAGACUCAAUUCGCGAAAAAAUGGAAAAUACGUUGUUGUAACUGGUAUAACACCAACACCAUUAGGUGAAGGUAAAUCUACAACUACCGUUGGUAUAGCACAAGCGUUGGGUGCACAUUUAGGAAAGCUUUCAUUUGCAUGUGUCAGGCAACCUUCACAAGGACCAACAUUUGGAAUAAAAGGAGGUGCUGCAGGUGGUGGAUAUGCUCAAGUCAUACCGAUGGAUGAAUUCAAUUUACAUUUAACAGGAGAUAUACAUGCCAAUACCUUAGCUGCUGCGAUUGAUGCACGAAUGUUUCACGAAAAUACUCAGACAGAUAAGGCUCUUUUCAAUCGUCUAUGCCCUGCUAAAAAUGGUGUUCGCGUCUUUGCCCCUGUAAUGUUAAAGCGAUUACAAAAGCUUGGAAUUGAUAAGACCAAUCCUAAUGAUUUAACUCCUGAAGAGAUUAGCAAGUUUGUUAGGCUGGACAUUAAUCCUGAAACAAUUACAUGGCAAAGAGUAAUUGACACAAAUGAUCGAUUCUUACGACGCAUUACCAUAGGUCAACAUCCAACAGAGAAAGGUCAAACACGAUCAACAGGAUUUGACAUUUCGGUAGCCUCUGAAUGUAUGGCUGUACUCGCAUUAAGUACAUCUCUCGAAGACUUGCGAGAAAGAUUAGGUAGAAUGGUAGUUGCCAUCAACAAAGCUGGUGACUCUUCUAUAACAGCAGAUGAUCUUGGUAUAGGUGGUGCAUUAACUGUGUUAAUGAAAGAUGCAAUCAAACCAAACCUUAUGCAGACAUUAGAAGGAACUCCUGUAUUUGUUCAUGCUGGUCCAUUUGCAAAUAUUGCGCAUGGGAAUAGCUCUAUAAUAGCAGAUAAAAUUGCACUGAAAUUGGUGGGAGUUGAAUGUGAUGCCGAUGGUAGUCCAUUGGAAGGAAGCGAAGAAGGCUAUGUAAUAACUGAAGCAGGGUUUGGAGCCGAUAUUGGAAUGGAAAAGUUCUUUAAUAUCAAAUGCAGACUUUCAGGGCUGAUACCUGAUUGUGUUGUUAUCGUUUCUACAGUUAGAGCCUUGAAAAUGCACGGUGGUGGACCUGAGGUUACACCCGGAAACCCAUUGCACGGAACUUAUUUAAGUGAAAAUCUUGAAUUAUUGGAAAAAGGAUGUGUUAAUCUUGUUAAGCAUAUCCAAAACGCAAAAAAAUAUGGGUUACCAGUCGUAGUUGCUAUUAAUAAGUUCACAACUGAUACGCAAGCUGAACUUGAAUUAAUUCGCAAGAUUGCAAUAGAUGCAGGUGCAAAUGAUGCGGUACCGGCAGAACAUUGGGCAUUAGGGGGGGAAGGUGCGAUAGAUUUAGGAAAGGCGAUCAUUAAAGCAACAACCGAUAAAUCUGAGAAGCAAGAAUUCAGAUUUUUAUAUGAUGUAAAUAGACCAAUUGUAGAAAAAAUUGAGAUUAUUGCAAAAGAAAUGUAUGGAGCUGAUGGAAUAGAAUUGAGUGAGAAAGCUAUUGAAAAAGUUGAGAGAUAUACUAAACAGGGAUUUGCAAAUCUGCCAAUAUGUAUGGCCAAAACGCAUUUAUCUCUUUCACAUGAUCCAAAACUUAAAGGUGUGCCUACAGGAUUUAUAGUACCAGUACGGGAUAUUAGAGCUUCAGUUGGUGCAGGAUUUUUAUAUCCGCUGUUAGGGGAAAUGCAAACUAUGCCUGGAUUACCUACUCGUCCAUGUUUCUUUGAUGUUGAUUUAGACACAGAAACUGGUAGAAUAUAUGGAUUAUUUUAA
Messenger RNA from Scutellospora calospora, 2791 nucleotides. The record is from the annotation of a GenBank genome assembly. Lineage: Eukaryota; Fungi; Glomeromycota; Glomeromycetes; Diversisporales; Gigasporaceae.